UAAUUUUUAUUCGCCAUCCCAAUAGGCAAUAAUAUCAAAAAUAGCAUUUAAAAAAAAAACAACACCACUUUUUUCUGUCUAACGCCAUACCAACCUUCCCAUCGGACAGAGGCCCUCGUUCUCUCUCAGAUUCGCUUCUCCAUAGGCAAGAAGAACACAGUUCAGGGCUGCUGAUUCACUCCCUUUCUCUUUUUGUUCUCCCAAACCAUGAGAGGAGGAGGCCUCUGGCAGCUUGGCCAGUCGAUCACCCGCCGCCUCGCGCAGGGCAACAAGAAGGCUGUUGCCCCCCGCCGAUUCUUCGCCAGCGAGGCCGAUCUCAAGAAGACGGUCCUCUACGACUUCCACGUCGUCAAUGGCGCGAAGAUGGUGCCCUUUGCGGGUUGGAGCAUGCCAAUCCAAUACAAGGACUCGAUAAUGGACUCCACCGUGAACUGCAGGGAGAAUGGGAGCCUCUUCGAUGUGUCCCACAUGUGCGGUCUCAGCCUCAAGGGCAAGGACUGCGUGCCUUUCCUGGAGAAGCUAGUAAUUGCCGACGUGGCUGGGCUCGCUCCGGGUACUGGGUCCCUCACUGUCUUCACGAAUGAGAAGGGAGGGGCCAUAGAUGACUCGGUGAUCACUAAGGUGACGGACAAGCAUAUCUAUUUAGUCGUGAAUGCAGGGUGCAGGGAUAAGGACUUAGCUCAUAUCGAGGAGCACAUGAAGGCGUUCAAGGCAAGGGGUGGAGAUGUCUCGUGGCACAUUCACGAUGAGAGAUCCCUGCUCGCCCUUCAGGGUCCUCUUGCAAUGCCAGUUCUGCAACACCUUACUAAAGAGGACUUAAGCAAGCUUUAUUUCGGCGAGUUCCGUAUUUUGGACAUUAAUGGUUCAUCUUGCUUCCUAACCAGAACAGGUUACACGGGCGAAGAUGGAUUUGAGAUCUCUGUUCCCUCAGAGAACGCCGUGGACCUCGCUAAGGCGAUCCUUGAGAAGUCUGAGGGCAAGGUGAGGCUCACCGGGCUUGGGGCCAGGGACAGUCUCCGUCUUGAGGCAGGACUCUGCCUUUAUGGGAAUGACAUGGAGCAGCACAUAACCCCUGUGGAGGCAGGCCUUACAUGGGCCAUAGGGAAGCGGAGGCGAGCUGAGGGUGGAUUUCUCGGUGCUGAGACCAUCCUGAAGCAGCUUGAGGAGGGGCCCCGGAUCCGCCGGGUGGGGAUCAUCUCCUCAGGCCCCCCUGCAAGGAGCCAUAGCGAGAUCAAGGACAGCGGGGGCGAGAAGAACCUCGGGGAGGUCACCAGCGGCGGGUUCUCCCCCUGCCUCAAGAAGAACAUUGCAAUGGGGUACGUGAAGUCCGGGUCCCACAAGUCAGGCACCAAACUUAAGAUCGCAAUUCGAGGGAAGGCCUACGAUGGUGUGAUCACGAAGAUGCCCUUCGUUCCAACGAAAUACUACAAGCCGUCCUAGGUUCUUUCGAUGGUACUGCUGGAGAUGUGCUUCGUUACGUUUUUUGUCUUGCCAUCUGAUUGGUCUAUGUUUCUCUCGACAGUUGAAGGGCAAUGAUAAUUCUGAUUUUUGUCCA
Messenger RNA from Punica granatum (pomegranate), 1555 nucleotides. The record is from RefSeq and is a predicted model, not a curated record. Lineage: Eukaryota; Viridiplantae; Streptophyta; Magnoliopsida; Myrtales; Lythraceae.